CACCACCAGCUGACAUGGUUGAAAGCACUUGCAAAGACAAGAGUGCUAGGACUAAAUGGGCGUUCAGGCUCUACACGUAAAAUAACGCCGUCGAGCCUUUAUAUUGGAGUGGAUAUUCUCCUCCUUUUCAGUCUUCCUUGAGGAAACGGCACUCUCUCGUCGACGGUCAUUUAGUGACGGUUCUGCCUAACCGAGGGUGAAUCGUGCCUCGGCGUCAGGCCCAUUAGUAUUGCGGGACGCUGCCGCACGAUCCGAUUGCAAACCUAAAAGCAUAGCAAGCAAAGCACUCGUCAAAAUGGCAGAGGACGUACCUUCAGUGCUGGAAGGCAAGCGAUUUACAGUGAUCCUGCUACUCAGUCAAGCUAUCAUGAUAUUGUUGUUUGGCAUGUUCGUGGACUAUGCACCCGGCGAGUCUAAACCAUUGAGCAACACUUCACUCAACGCUCCGGAUGCCGCUCAAAACACGGUGGAGACAUUCUAUCCUAUGUGGAUGGACGUUCAUGGAAUGAUGUUCAUUGGGUUCGGAUUUCUCAUGGCCUUCUUGGCACGGUACGGAUAUAGCAGCAUCGGUCUGAAUUUCCUCGUCGGCUCAUUCGUCCUCCAGUGGGCAACGCUAGUGCUGGGAUUCUUUCACAUGGAAGGUGAAUACACUACCAACAUCCAAUUGACCAUUACCAACAUGCUGACAGCGGAUUUCGCUGCAGCAGCUGUGAUGAUAACAUUCGGCGCUGUGCUCGGCAAAGUGUCUGCAUUGCAACUCCUCGUGAUAGCCUUCUUUGAAAUCCUCAUCUUUGCUACCAACGAAAUGAUCGGUGUGGAGCACUUCAAAGCUGUUGACAUUGGCGGCUCUAUGUUUGUGCACACAUUCGGCGCCUACUUUGGUCUGGCGCUGUCACGCGUCCUAGCAUCGAAAACACGUGAAGCUCGGCAUGGCGGGCAAGAAACCAAGGAAGGCGCUAUCUAUCAUUCUGAUCUAUUUGCAAUGAUUGGAACAAUAAUUCUUUGGAUCUACUGGCCAAGUUUCAAUGCCGCCCUGGGUAGUGGUGAUCAGAGACACCGUGCAGUCAUCAACACAUACUAUGCUCUGGCUGCCUGUGCCACUACCACUUUUGCAAUAUCCAGUCUCUUCAGCAAAGACGGACGAUUUGAUAUGGUUCAUGUGCAAAAUGCCACUCUAGCUGGAGGUGUUGCAGUAGGAGCAUCGGCAGACUUCCUCAUCGAACCAUGGGGUGCCAUGUUCCUGGGAGUGUUUGCUGCAGUCUUGAGUGUCCUUGGCUACACGUUUCUACAGCCGUAUCUACAGAAAUACUGGCACAUACACGAUACCUGUGGCGUACACAACCUGCAUGGUAUGCCAGGAAUACUGGGUGGUCUGGGCGGUAUAGUUGCCACAGCAACACUAUCCACUAGCAAGUAUGGCAACAGUCUCUAUCAAGUCUAUCCAGCGAUGGCCCCGGAGGAAGCGAAUGAUGCUGAGCUACUCCGACUGACAAGUCUUGGCUACACAUACGAAACUGGUGAUGGCCGCAGUAGCUCAACACAAUCACUGUACCAGCUGGCCACACUUGCUGUGACCAUCUGCAUGGCUCUAGCUGGAGGCACACUAACAGGCUACAUCGUGCGCCUGCAGUUUUUCCAGCCAGUCAACGACAGAAACAGCACCUUGUUCGAGGAUGCUUUGCACUGGGAGGUCAAUGACAUGGACCUCAAGGAGAUAGUCGAGAUACCCAUGCCCGCAGCUGGGAUGGAAGACGGUGCAAGCAGCGGCUCCACAGAACAAUUGCAUCAACGUGCAGCUGCCACAGCCACUGUCAUCGCACGUAGUGGACAUUCAUCACCUGUAAAUGAUCAAAGUGUUUGAAGAACGUCAAUUGCUAAGUGGACCACAUCAACAAUUUCUAGCUUAAUUCUCACCUGAAGUGCGAAGGAAACGGUAAAGGUGCCUUUCCUGAGACACAUACCAGCAGCUUGAACCCGGAGUCGGAGCUUGUCAAUUACGGCAUCAACUUGCAGACUUCCCCUUUCUUAGCUACCAGCAAGUUGUGAUCACUCAGCCCAAGAAAACACCCAUUUGAAAGUAGAGGUACUUUGUGAUAGUACCAAUUCCCAUUCCACCACCAUAUGCACAACACUAGUAAUGUGCGCUGCACACGCGCAGCAAUUACAUGCCAUCACUUAAUCGACAAAAUCAUUCUUGAUGAGGGAAUUGUACUCGGUACAUGUAUCAGGUUUUAGCAAUGGUAGCAAUGUUACAUCAUUCAAACACUCUGUUGGGUUUUUCGGAUAUUGGAGCACUUUGUGUGCUUUUGCAAUACGGUCGACUCCACUUAUUUCAACACGGAUGCAAUGAGUUUCGUGACACAGCAUUGUUCAUGUCCCUGUUCUAACCCAUACAGAAUUAUUGUUUGUAUAAACAAAUCAUAAUCUUGUUGGGAACAUGUAAAAAACAAGUGCAUUCGUGAAGUUACGAGCAGCAUGCCAUAUAGACAGAAUUUAUAGUGUAACUUUACUAGUUAGGGGUACUAGUACUACUACUCCCGCACAUUGGUGUUUGUUACAUCCAGAGUAGACCGUAUUUUUUACUUAGUUGCCAUGCCGACCAGGCACUGGCAGUUUGUAACCCUUAGAAAAAUAGAAUAGAAAUCGA
Sycon ciliatum is the source of this 2647-nucleotide messenger RNA. Its product is annotated as ammonium transporter Rh type A-like. Gene Ontology annotation, cellular component: plasma membrane. The record is from RefSeq and is a predicted model, not a curated record. The transcript has 4 exons. Lineage: Eukaryota; Metazoa; Porifera; Calcarea; Leucosolenida; Sycettidae. Gene Ontology annotation, molecular function: ammonium channel activity. The coding region runs from base 296 to 1861 and encodes 521 amino acids. Gene Ontology annotation, biological process: ammonium homeostasis; ammonium transmembrane transport.